AUGCAUGUUUACGUGUUCUGCCUAACAUUGACGGGGAACGGGACGUCUGGAGGUUUCACAGUCCAAGAGAACGCAUACCUUAAACUGACGUGUUCAACGUCUACCGAAGUCCAGUACGUAACAUAUUAUAAAAGACAUUUGGAAACAUCUCCUCGUACAAUAACCGCAGUGGGCUACGCAUCAUCAGGCUGUGGCACAGACCCAACACCGCCGUCCUACCUCAGCUGCUCAUGUGUCAGUAGGAGGGAAUACGUAUGUGUCAUCGGAACCGUCACCAGAGUCAUGAACGGGGAAGUUUGGUUUUGUCUACCUCCAGGAGGAGAUCUUAAUGACAAGAGUAGGGAUAAGACAAUAUUCGUAACAAUCGGCAUUACAUCGGUGUCUAUAAUAUUCCCGGCGGUCAGCACCUUCUCUGUCAUAGAAAACACCACCCGGCAGUUCCGGUGUGAGACAUCUGCCGGGAACCCACAGGCCAUCAUGGAGUGGUACAAGGAUAAUGGUACACCGAACAGAGCGGAUGACACGGAAAUUACUACCGGGAAAGAGACAUACACAAGAGCAAGUGGUACUCUGAUUGUGACUCUUGGUAAACUGACGUUGACUGUACAGGGAAACGAUCAGGAAGUGGGCGUGUACUGCAGGGCAAACAACGGCGGGGUUUGGCUGUAUUCCUUCAGUGUGAUUUUAGAUGUUCAAUAUCCCCCGCGUAAACCCAAGUGUUCCAUCAGUGGAACGUUUAUCUCGAACACUGCUAUACUUGUGGAGGGCUCAGACCGCAUUAUCAGCUGCACUAGUUCCGCCAACCCGCCCCUGGUCACGUACACGUGGUCAACUCCGGAUCGUGGACAAGUGCCCGGAGCCAAUAUGUCCCUCACAAAUGUUAAGCACCCAGCUGACCUCGGCCAGUACACCAUUACGGCCACAAACACAAUGGACCCAACAGGAGGAAACACGGAAACGGGAACAAGCAACACAACGUUUUCGGUAGAUGUUCAGUUUGGACCUAAAGUGCAACUUCCUCAGACUUAUGACAUUUUGGAGGGCAUUGCCGUAAACUAUUCAUGUUCUUUCAUCCCUGGGAACCCUUCUCAGACAUCCUUUGUCUGGACAAGGUCAAUUGACAGCAUGCAAUGGAACAGCCAGUUUUUCAGUAUUAGCUUUGUGCAGAAAUCAGACGACGGCAUGUACACAUGCACUGCGACAAACCAGCUGACGCCCACUGGAUCUCCGGGCCAGACUGGAAAUCAUAGCGGAACCAUGCACCUUAAUGUUCAGUAUAAAUCAAGAAUAACAGAGUUUCGUGUGACUGGAAACAGACACGAAGCACACGUAACAGAAACAGAGAAAAACAUUACGACGUUUACUUGCAUGGUAGAUAGCAAUCCUCCAUCAACCAUUAAUAUUAAAAAGGACGGUGAUCUGAGGAGAUCCGUUAAUCAUGCAACACAGCUGGAGUACAACAUUGCAAAUCUGUCGUGCACGGAUGCUGGGGUUUACACUUGUGAUGCCAGCAACCAGUUUAAUGACAAAACUUCAGCAAUGGAUUUACAUAUGUAUGUUACAUGUUCACCACGGCGCCCCCCUGGCCAGAAUAUCAAGGUGAACUUUACAGCUCGAUUACAUGAGAAUGUAACACUGCAGUACAGUGUGGUUGCGUACCCAGUACCAAUCUCUUCACAGUUCGUCUGGAAAAGAUGUUUAAGGAGAAAUAUGUGUAUACAAUUGACAAAUAUCACCGCAAAGUUUGAAAUUUCAACAAUGGACUUGUCGAGUAACUUGACCAUUGUAGAUACUGAUAUUGAUGAUUUCGGCGCGUACAGUCUUUCAGUUAAAAAUGGCAUUGGCGAGGAACUAGUCGAGGAUUUGUUUCUCCAAUCAGUCGGUCCACCUGAUACUGCAACCUGUUUCAUGGUGAUUUCGAAUACAGUCACGAGUUCAAGCGCUGUUUUAUCAUGGAUUCCUGGGCCUCACAAUGGCUAUCCACAAACGUUCCACAUAUCAUAUCGAGUAUUAGAUAAUUUGGGGGAUUGGCUGGAUGUUAGUGUUCAACAUAACGGAAAAACUGAGAUGAACGUAACCCUUCAUAGUCUAGAACCAGGGAGAUCGUAUUUUGUCAAAUUCUAUGCUCUGAAUAUAGCAGGUGAAUCUGCGAAAAAAACACUUACAUUCAGCACAUUAACAGAUAUCGACCAUGCUAAACCACAAAUCGCUGCAAUUGCUGGUGGUGUUACAGCUGGGGUUAUAACGAUGAUAGUCAUUGUCGUCGGCUUCUGUGUUCUUCGAAAAAAAUAUUCGGUAUCAUGUGCGUUCAAGGUCACUCGCAAAGAAGGUUCACGCUCAAGACCUACCGUACCCUUUGCUGAGAUUCCUGGUGAUAACGAUACCAUAACUUACGAAACUGUAUCAGCAAAAAACAACACGCCUGUUUACGACGUUUUGAGUGUUGGAAAUGAAGGACCGGAUACUCCACACGUUUACAUGCCGCUAGAUGAGUCCAUGUCAAGUUCCGAUCCAAACAAGGCGAAAUCAAAGACAGAGGUUCCCAUUUACCACAACACGAUGGCGAAGAACCAAGUGCAGACAGUGCUUUAAGUGAGAAAUCCGAAUAACAUGUAUGAUGAGUAGUUGUUGUCGAUACUGAGUAACUCCGCAAUGCUAUUUGUUGAUUGCUCAAUAUUGAUAUAUAUAUUGAUAAGAAAAUGAGAUUAUGCUGCGAAUUGUGUACGAAAUAACUAUCCAUCCUAAAACAGUAAAUCUAUUUUAUAUAAAAGCAAAUAAUAACAUACAACUGGACACUUAAUUGUUAAGAUCUAACGUGCAUGUCUCUUAAGUUUUCUUUCAACUCAUUCCCAGAAAAACAUAAUUAUGGAUGAACUUAUUUGUUUACGGAGAAUACUUUCGACCUGAUUACUAUCUCCUAAUCAUCGACACGCCUCUGAGUGACCAGGAGGCUUCAGAUGAACUAACGCUGAAGUUUACGAAGAUCAUCUCUACCAUUCCAAGAUUAACGCUGGGACGAGUUAUGCCAAUACUGUUUAGAUCGCAAAAGUAAAGAUGAUGCUGUUCUAAUCAACACAACUAUCUGUCGUUCAACAGAAUCUACAAGUGACUUUGGAGUACUCUUCCAUUAAUCGUUCUAAUAUAACCGUGUUGUUUAAGCUUCUAGAUGAACUAGUGAAUUGAUUUUAGUAAUUUACAUAUGUUAUGGAAGGGUGAACAAUUAUCAAAAACAUGUCUCUUAUUAUAGUCUGUCUGUAGGAACAAUUACCCGGCGAAUACUACUCACGUGUGUGACGUGAUCAAUCACUUUGUAUUAUAAGAUGUCAUCAGCUUUUAAUUUUAAUGCUUUCUUUGUUUAAUGUUUUAUUGUUUGAUAAUGAUGCUUUAUUAACUAGUACGGGUUGCUCUUAAUACAGUUACAUGUUUUUGCCUUACAUACUAAUUAAUAUAAACCACAUAAGAUUACUUGUGUUUCUUGUUCGGCAAGUUAUUGAAACAGGUGCGACGACUGAACUCUUCUACAUGUGUUUACUAGUGUAAUAGGGCAGUACCAUGGCAUUUGUGUGGUUUUCGUAGUAGAUAGGGAUUGACCCAAUCACUGGUUGGUUUUGCAAAACAACAAAUUGUGUUUUGUUGUGCCUUACCAUUUACAUGUUUACUAACUAUAACACGAUAUAAAAUUCAUUGCAUAAAUAUAUGUGCAUAGUCUUUUCCAUUUGUCUAUAUUGUUUUAUAUAUUGUAUAAAGAUGUUUUAAUGUUGCAUGUGUAUUUAUAAUGUUUAUUGAAUAAUAUUUACACCUCAACGUCCAUUCCUUAAAUGAACUGCCUUUCGGCAAUUGCGUUCAUCAAUCGAUGCACGCAACAUCUUCGGAUAUGUUCGGAUCGCAAUUCAUCGCAUAACAAUAUACAUGCAAAUUUGAUCUUGUUAUUGUUUGUAUUGUGUCACCAGGUCUCGUAAAAUAUAAAUCAACAUUUUAGAAAGUGCUAAGUUAUUAUAUUUUAAACGUUUUGUUACCAAAAGUGUUUUAAUUUUACGUUUAAAAGUGAUUUCAAGUGGUUGAUCUUUUCCCGCGUUAUUGUGACGUCAUUUGAAAAAAAUGUUUCCGGUAACAGUCGGGUCGUCCUAUUUACAGAAUAGGAAAGAACGGAUUACUGAAAGGUAAUCCGAAAUGAAAAGAAGUAUUUUUUUAACGU
This is a messenger RNA of Mya arenaria, 4195 nucleotides long. RefSeq names its product hemicentin-1-like. The coding region runs from base 1 to 2592 and encodes 863 amino acids. The record is from RefSeq and is a predicted model, not a curated record. Gene Ontology annotation, cellular component: cell-cell junction. NCBI's taxonomy places the organism in Eukaryota, Metazoa, Mollusca, Bivalvia, Myida, Myidae. The transcript has 14 exons. Gene Ontology annotation, molecular function: cell adhesion molecule binding. Gene Ontology annotation, biological process: cell-cell adhesion.